Molecule: messenger RNA, 868 nt
Organism: Tripterygium wilfordii
Lineage: Eukaryota; Viridiplantae; Streptophyta; Magnoliopsida; Celastrales; Celastraceae
Exons: 3
Coding region: 237-731 (164 amino acids)
Source: RefSeq, a predicted model, not a curated record
ACCAAAAGCAACAUAAAGUUUUCCCUGUUUAGACAAAAGAAGCUUUUUACUGGCCUAUCCCCAGCUAAUCUCAUUCUAACACAAGUUAUUACUGUUUAUAUAUCAAUUCCUCUCAGGGCCUUAACUUUGCUUGACAUCCUCCAUUCUCUCCACUUCUUAGAACCAAAACAGAGAGAAAGAGAAAGCUCUGUUUUUUCUCCUACUUGACACCCAUUUUCCAACUCUGGAAAAGCAAAAUGGUUAAAAUAGGAGGUGUUUUGGUUUGUCUGGUGAUUGUAGCCAUGGAUAUAGGUGCUGGAAUUCUUGGCAUCCAAGCAGAAGUUGCACAAAACCAGGUCAAACACUUGAGGCUAUUCAUAUUUGAGUGUAGAGAACCAAGUCAAGAUGCUUUCAAGCUAGGGUUCGCUGCAGCAGUACUUCUAGUUCUAGCCCAUGUUAUUACUAAUUUGCUUGGUGGGUGUAUGUGUAUUUGCUCCCAAGAAGAGUUUCAUGGAGCUUCUCCAAACAGGCAACUCUCCAUGGCCUGCCUCUGCUUCUCUUGGUUGAUAAUGGCAGUUGGAUUGUCGAUGCUGGUUAUAGGGACAAUGUCGAACCACAAGUCAAAGGCUUCCUGCGGUUUCUCACAUCACCAUUUCCUUUCCAUUGGAGGCAUACUCUGUUUUGUACAUGCUCUGUUUAGUGUUGCAUAUUACGUCUCCGCCACUGCUGCUCUCAAGGAAGAAGGAAAGUAAAAGGGUAUCCGGGUAUGUAAGAAAAAGUAAUUUAUUGUACUCUUAAUUGCUUGUAAUUCAAUCUGUUGUUCUACACAACUACUUCUGUAAUCUAUCCUUUUGUUUCUUAUAGAGCCUAACCCAGAAAGUACACAGAA